This is a messenger RNA of Scophthalmus maximus (turbot), 1439 nucleotides long. RefSeq names its product splicing factor 3b, subunit 4 (gene sf3b4). The transcript has 6 exons. Gene Ontology annotation, molecular function: RNA binding. Gene Ontology annotation, cellular component: nucleolus; U12-type spliceosomal complex. The record is from RefSeq and is a predicted model, not a curated record. Bases 62 to 1264 code for a protein of 400 amino acids. NCBI's taxonomy places the organism in Eukaryota, Metazoa, Chordata, Actinopteri, Pleuronectiformes, Scophthalmidae. Gene Ontology annotation, biological process: positive regulation of mRNA splicing, via spliceosome.
CGCAGCGCAGGAAGAGGCGGGGCUUCAGGUUAGGACGCUCGCCCUCCGUUGUUCAUUCAACAUGGCAGCGGGACCAAUUUCAGAAAGAAACCAAGACGCCACCGUGUAUGUCGGUGGCUUGGAUGAGAAAGUAUCAGAGCCGUUACUAUGGGAGCUUUUCCUGCAGGCUGGUCCUGUGGUCAACACACACAUGCCGAAAGACAGGGUCACUGGCCAACAUCAGGGCUACGGCUUUGUGGAGUUCCUCAGCGAAGAGGAUGCUGACUAUGCCAUCAAAAUCAUGAAUAUGAUAAAGCUCUAUGGCAAACCAAUUAGAGUUAAUAAGGCCUCGGCACACAACAAAAACUUGGACGUGGGAGCGAACAUCUUCAUCGGUAACCUCGACCCGGAGAUCGACGAGAAACUGCUCUACGACACGUUCAGUGCCUUCGGCGUGAUCCUCCAGACGCCGAAGAUCAUGCGAGACCCAGACACCGGCAACUCCAAGGGUUACGCCUUCAUCAAUUUCGCCAGCUUCGACGCAUCCGACGCCGCCAUCGAGGCCAUGAACGGCCAGUACCUCUGCAACAGGCCCAUCACGGUGUCGUACGCCUUCAAAAAGGAUUCUAAAGGAGAGCGACACGGCUCGGCCGCGGAGCGACUCCUCGCCGCACAGAACCCUCUCUCCCAGGCAGACAGGCCUCACCAGCUGUUUGCAGAUGCACCCCCGCCGCCGAGCGCUCCGACACCGGUCCUGACCGCUAUGGGAGCUGGCAUGCCCAUGCCAGGCAUGCCACCUCCCGGUGCGUUCCCUCCAGUUCCUCCUCCGGGAUCGAUGCCUCCACAAAUGCCCCCGUCCAUGGCCAUGCCUCCAAACGCAGGGGGACCAGGCCAGGGUGGUGGAGGUGGACCUCCACACGGACCACCACCCUUCCCUCCCUCCAACAUGCAUCCAGGUAUGCCUCAGAUGUCAAUGCAUCCUCCUGCUCCUCCUGGCAUGGUGCCUCCACCUCCUGCUCCUCCAGGAUCAAAUCAGCCUCGGGCACCGCUGCCCCCCGGCAUGCCUCCUCCCCCACCUAUGGGCAUGCCACACAGGGCACCAUACCAUCCCAUGGGUCCACCUGUGCCUCCAGGUAUGAGGGGGCCUCCUCCCAUGCCCCCACCCGGCUACGGAGCCGGUCCUCCUCGUCCACCUCCGUUUGGCUUCCAGAGAGGACCUCUGAUGCCACCGAGGCCCCCUGGUGUCCCACCACGCGUUCCCAUGAGAGCACCAAUGCCACCGUAAUCCACCUCAGGCGGCAGAAACGGGUUGUCAUCUUGCUUUUGUUUUAUUCUUUAUUUUUUACAUCUUAAGACUUCCUCAAUUUGGUAAUUGUGAGAAUAAUUUAACACCUGUUUGUAUUUGUUUUGGUCACUGUACAGAUGAAAGACCUUUUUGAUGAAUAAAGUUUUUAGAACAA